Dacryopinax primogenitus is the source of this 390-nucleotide messenger RNA. RefSeq lists its product as uncharacterized. Lineage: Eukaryota; Fungi; Basidiomycota; Dacrymycetes; Dacrymycetales; Dacrymycetaceae. The transcript is spliced from 4 exons. The record is from RefSeq and is a predicted model, not a curated record. Bases 1 to 390 code for a protein of 129 amino acids.
AUGGAAUCCCAGCUUUAUUCUCUCCUAGCGAGGCACGACCAGAUCGAGUCUAUCGUGCCAAACAUCGACGCCGUUGUUCCUCGACUUGUCUUCGAGCUGGGCGGAUACGCGUCCAGUACUAAAGCCAAAGUCAAGGUUACGGGCCUGGUUUUCAUGUCUGACCUCGAAUUCAUUUUCGAGGGUAUCAAGAAGAAGUUCGGUGGCAAGAACAUCGGAGUUCCUCUUGUGGGAGGAAAGUGUGAGCUGCAAAUUGUUACGACUAUCUUGGCUCUCAACGUCAACUUCUUGCGCUCGGGAAAAAUAUUUGCGAUGUUUAUCGGUGUUUAUCCCGGUCUCAGUGCCGCGAACGGGAUAUUUACCGGUCAGGGGCAAUGGUUAAAUGACGUCUGA